AUGGACGGCGGCGGCGGCGGCGAGGGGGGCGCCCCGGAGAAGACCCUGCCCGCGGCGCGCGCCAGGGCCCGGGCCAAGCGCCGCCCGCGACGCCCCUCCUCCGCCCGCGACGGGACCCCCGACGACCCCCCCCGCCCGGACGGCGCCCCGCCCGCCCCCCGCCCCGGCAGCCCCGCCCCGGCCAAGGGCCACGACCGCCGCUCCCGCAUGGGCAAGGGCCGCGGGCUGCCCAAGAAAGGUGGCGCCGGCGGCAAGGGCGUGUGGGGAGCGCCCGGCGUGGUCUACCCCUACCAGGAGCCCGACGCCCGGGACCCCAACUACGACGAGGCGGCCCAGGGCGACACGGUCUACGCCACGGUGGUGCCCGAGCUGGAGGGGGAGGAGCUGCGCAAGAACGUGCACCCCAUGGUGCUGGAGUACUUUGAGCACGGAGACCCCCUGGAGGUGGUGGAGCUGCUUCGGGGCCUGAACUUGGGGGGCCACAAAGCAGCAGUGCCCUCACUGGCCGUGGCGCUGUCUCUGGAGGGCAAGGCCAGCCACCGGGAGCUGACGUCACGCUUACUGUCUGACCUGGUGGGGAAGGUGCUGAGCCCUGAGGACGUGGCCGCUGCCUUUGACGGGAUGCUGGGCGAUCUCCCUGACCUGAUUCUCGACACGCCGGAGGCCCCGCAGAUGCUGGGCCAGUUCAUCGCCCGGGCUGUGGCCGACCACGCCUUGCCGCUCGACUUUCUUGAACGCUACAAGGGGCGUGUCGACUGUGAGCAUGCUCGGGCUGCUCUGGAUCGCGCUGCCGUCCUCUUGCGGAUCAAGCGAGACGUCAACCGCUUGGACAACGUGUGGGGCGUGGGGGGCGGCCAAAGACCUGUCAAGCACCUUAUCAAGGAGAUGAACCUUCUGCUCCGGGAAUACCUCCUUUCGGGCGAAGUAUCUGAGGCCGAGCACUGCCUGCGCCAGCUGGAGGUCCCCCACUUCCACCACGAGCUCGUCUAUGAGGCGGUGGUGAUGGUGCUGGAGUCCUCGGGCGAAACGGCGGUGGCCAUGAUGAUGAAGCUCUUGAAGGUGCUCUGGGAGACGGGGCUGGUGACCCUGGACCAGAUGAACAGGGGCUUCCAGCGGGUGUAUGACGAGCUUGGGGACAUCAGCCUGGACGUCCCUCUGGCCCACAGCAUCCUGGAGCGACUGGUGGACCUGUGCUUCGAGGAGGGGGUCAUCACCAAGCAGCUGAGAGACGCCUGCCCUGCCCGGGGACGGAAGCGCUUUGUCAGCGAAGGAGACGGUGGACAAAUCAAGCAGUGAUUGGUUGCUGGCAGCCCUGGCCUCUGCCCGCCCCCAGCGCCACCCCCUGCUCAGC
This is a messenger RNA of Euleptes europaea (tarantolino), 1351 nucleotides long. RefSeq names its product programmed cell death protein 4-like. The record is from RefSeq and is a predicted model, not a curated record. Gene Ontology annotation, cellular component: cytosol; nucleus. Gene Ontology annotation, biological process: negative regulation of DNA-templated transcription. Lineage: Eukaryota; Metazoa; Chordata; Lepidosauria; Squamata; Sphaerodactylidae. The transcript is spliced from 10 exons. Bases 1 to 1296 code for a protein of 431 amino acids.